AUAUUUAUAUAUACAUAUGUAGAUAUACAUAUAUAUAUAUAUAUGUCGACAUAAUAAUAACAUAAUAAAUUGUAGAGAAUCAUAGAGAAUGCUGGUUUAUACAGCGUGAGAAUUCUGCAGAUAUCGUGAUUGUUUGUUUAAAUCGAACUAUUAUUAUCAAAUAGUUGAGUAUAUUGGCGAGAGUAGAAACAUUAACUUGACUUACGUAAAAUUUGCAAUUUGAUUUCUUGUAUUCGAGAAGAAAAUUUGUAAUGUGUGUGUAAAUUCGCAAUGGCAUCCGAGGACGUCAUUUCUCAUACAGCAGCUUCUUCGGAAGAGCCUGGACAACCUGUCACCAGUACCUUGCAACAAGAAAGUAAUAACAAGGAUGCAAAUUCAACUAAGCCUCAAGUAAAUCGAACAAGUAAUCUUCAAAGGAUACACCAACGCAAGCAGCAGACGUACAGCUGGCCGCAAGAAAAGAAAUUGUUGAAGCUUGCGAAUUACAGUGCUUGUCAAGCGGAGGAAUGCAAGUGUACAGGCUGGAAAAAUGCACACCCGAUUAUGAAAUCACCAAAGGGCGAGAUACAGCAGCCAGUUAUAAAUUUUUUCGAUCUGUGUAAAAUGUGCACCCAUUCUUUAGAGAAUCAUAUCAAACAUCUACCUGUUCGUUCCGAGGAAGAAAUUAAUAGACUAUUAGGGAUGGCUAUCGACGCGGACAAUAUUUUUGCAUGUACGCACAGAGAAACAGAUCCCGAUACUAAGAAAGUAUAUAUUUAUUUGUACAAAUUGUUGAGGAAUUGUAUCCUAUCUAUGACAAAGCCAGCAGUGGAAGGUCCAUUAGGACAGCCACCAUUCGAAAGACCUAGCAUAGCGAAAGCAGUAACAAACUUUGUUUUAUAUAAAUUUAGUCAUUUGCCAUCAAGAGAAUGCCUGGUUAUGUAUGAUAUGGCAAAAAUGCUUUUACACUGCCUGAAUUUUUGGAAUUUUGAAGCACCCAGUGCCAGACGAUUGACAAUUAGUGCGGAUGAAGCUCCCGCUUACAAAAUCAAUUAUACUCGCUGGCUCGUCUUUUGUCAUGUGCCUGCAUUCUGUGACUCCUUGCCGCAUUACGAUACACCUUUGGUUUUUGGAAAAACUCUGUUACAAGCUGUCUUUAGAUCAGUUUGCAGACAAUUAAUGGAUAAAUGUAAUAACGAAAGAGACAGAAUAGCACCAGAGAAAAGAGUUUUAGUUUUAACUCAUUUUCCCAAGUUUCUUUCAUUGUUGGAAGGAGAAAUUUAUUCUGACAACUCUCCCAUUUGGGAUCCUGAUUUUAAGCAACUUCCGCCUUCUCAUUUUCAAGCUGCCUUGGAAUCAAAGGCUCAUCAAGGAAGGAAAACUGGAGAAUUUGAAAAGGUUACUGUCACCCCGAAUGAGAAAGAUAAUUUUACAACAAUAAAUAUUAGUCCUGGAAUUAAGAAAAUCCAGGAGAAACGUCCGAACGCCGAAAGUCGUCUUGACGCGAAGAGGCGAAAAAACGAAGAAACUUUUGAGGAUCUGCCAGAUGAGACCAUUUCUGAAAUUGUUGCAUCUAUUAAUGACACUAAUUAUAUGUCUGGUUCUGAUGCAGUAUUUCCACCAAAUGUGCCACGGGAUGAAACUGCAAAGAUGGAAGAAAGUAAAAAGAUAAUAGAAUUUCAUGUAGUCGGAAAUAGCCUUACACGACCAGUGUCUAAGCAGACUAUGCUUUGGCUGAUAGGACUACAAGAUGUAUUCAGCCAUCAAUUGCCAAGAACACCCAAGGAAUACAUUACUCAGCUCGUUUUUGAUCCUAUUCAUGUAUUAUCUUACAGAAAGCAUAAAACACUAGCCUUGAUAAAGGAUGGUCGUCCAAUCGGUGGAAUUUGUUUUUGUAUGUUUCCAAGUCAAGGUUUUACAGAGAUAGUGUUUUGCGCUGUCACGAGUCACGAGCAAGUAAAAGGCUAUGGGACGCACUUAAUGAACAUGUUGAAGGAUUAUCACAUUAAGAAUAACAUACUGCACUUUCUUACAUUCGCGGAUGAUUUUGCCAUUGGAUAUUUUAAGAAGCAGGGAUUUAGUAAGGACAUAAAACUGCCGAAGUCGGUACAUCAGGGAUAUAUAAAAUAUUACGUAGGAGCGACGUUAAUGCAUUGCGAGUUAAACCCGAAAAUUGUAUAUACCGAAUUUACGGCAGUUAUCAGAAAGCAAAAGGAAAUAGUGAAAAAGCUGAUUCACCAGAGACACCAGGAAAUACAGAAAGUGCAUCCUGGCUUAACGUGUUUUAAGGAGGGUCUAAGAGGCAUUCCCAUAGAGUGUAUUCCGGGAAUUCAUGAAACCGGAUGGAAAAGUUGCGCUCAAACUAGAACGAGGGGUGUGACAAAAGGAAUGCAAGGUCCAGAACCAAUGGAUACGAGUUUAGAUGUACCAGAUUCUCUAUGUAAUACGUUAAAUAGUGUUCUGAACAGUGUGAAAAAACACAGUACAGCGUGGCCUUUUUUGAAACCUGUAGAUAAAAAUGAUGUUCCAGAUUACUAUGAUCACAUAAAAUAUCCUAUGGAUCUCAAGACGAUGCAAGAUCGCUUGAAUUCGGGAUACUAUGUAAUAAAAAGAUUAUUUAUAGCGGACAUGUUACGGAUUUUCACCAACUGUAGAUUGUAUAACAGUCCUGACACUGAAUAUUACCGUUGUGCCAAUGCCUUGGAAAAGUACUUUCAAACGCGUAUGAAAGAAGUCGGACUCUGGGAUAAGUAGAACUUUUAAGACUGUUACAAUAAAUGACAAUGUUGGCAAUUGAUAACUUCCUAAUUUAUUCUUAUUAUAAAGUAUUAUCGCUUUACAAAGAAAGUCAUAUCUUGAAAUUGUAUUGCUUUUUGUGCAAUAUUUGUAUAAAGAUUAAAUUAAAUAUCUACUGUGUGGAAGUGCAUGUCAAAAUAAUUAAAAAAGAGAUUAAAAAAAAUUUUUAUUUCCGUAGUCCUGCGUGUUUUUCAAGUGUUUCUCAUUUUUUCUGUUUUUUAAAACGCAACGUUUGUCACAUUUACUACAUUUGUUUUAAUUGAUUUCUUUAGAUACGUAUAUACCUAUUCUGAGCAUUUAUAUAUCUCACGUUAAUCGAAUGUGUAACGCGCGUGUACAUAUGUGUAUUUAAAUGCAUAUAGUGCAGAGCAGAUCUGUCUGAUCUUAAUUAUAUAUUUCACAUAUUGAUUAUACGAAUUAUUUAUAUGUGGCCUUUUUACUAAGUUACAUUAUAUAGCAUUAUGGUGUUAAAAAUAUCAAGAAUGGUUUAUGCAAAAACUUCAGACCGAAUUGGAUACUUAAUUUCACAGCCUAAUUAAUAUCAUUAGUCGAGCAGUUAAUUAAGGAGCGUAAUACAGUAAUUAUAAAAAUCGCUCUAGUGAGUGAUCAAUCUACGGAACAGUAAAUCUCUGUAAUGCACGUUUGUAAAGUAUUCUUAAAGGAAUAAAGCUUGUUAUCUAGGAA
Messenger RNA from Monomorium pharaonis (pharaoh ant), 3459 nucleotides. Its product is annotated as histone acetyltransferase KAT2A. NCBI's taxonomy places the organism in Eukaryota, Metazoa, Arthropoda, Insecta, Hymenoptera, Formicidae. Gene Ontology annotation, biological process: chromatin remodeling; positive regulation of transcription by RNA polymerase II. The record is from RefSeq and is a predicted model, not a curated record. Bases 271 to 2733 code for a protein of 820 amino acids. The transcript is spliced from 5 exons. Gene Ontology annotation, cellular component: histone acetyltransferase complex; nucleus. Gene Ontology annotation, molecular function: protein binding; histone H3 acetyltransferase activity.